GUGGGGAGACAGAAAAGGAGAAGAUUCGUGUGCACAUUUUGGAGAACCAGACCAUGGACAACCAUAUGCAGCUGGCCAUGAUCUGCCACAACCCAGAAUUUGAGAAACUGAAGCCAAAAUACUUGGAGGAACUCCCUGAAAAGCUAAAGCUCUACUCACAGUUUCUGGGGAAGCGGCCAUGGUUUGCAGGAGACACGAUCACUUUUGUAGAUUUUCUCGUCUAUGAUGUCCUUGACCUGCACCAUACAUUUGAGCCCAAGUGCUUGGAUGCCUUCCCAAAUCUGAAGGACUUCAUCUCCCGCUUUGAGGUGAUGCCCCCAUCCUCCUUUCUCUUUGAUGCCCCUUGUUCCUUUCCCUCCUUUGAGAUGCUUUCCCAGUCCUGGAGCUACACAUAGAAUAACUUGCAUUUAUUGAGCAUUGGCUUCAUGCCACGAAC
This is a messenger RNA of Chlorocebus sabaeus (green monkey), 436 nucleotides long. NCBI's taxonomy places the organism in Eukaryota, Metazoa, Chordata, Mammalia, Primates, Cercopithecidae. The record is from RefSeq and is a predicted model, not a curated record.